Nilaparvata lugens (brown planthopper) is the source of this 1589-nucleotide messenger RNA. RefSeq lists its product as uncharacterized. The transcript has 10 exons. NCBI's taxonomy places the organism in Eukaryota, Metazoa, Arthropoda, Insecta, Hemiptera, Delphacidae. The coding region runs from base 338 to 1567 and encodes 409 amino acids. Gene Ontology annotation, cellular component: endomembrane system. Gene Ontology annotation, molecular function: ubiquitin protein ligase activity. The record is from RefSeq and is a predicted model, not a curated record.
GUCAGUAUAGCGAGAAAAACACGACCUGGCUUCAGUAUUUUUCGACUGUUCUGUUUCUCAAAUUGAAAGUUUACUGGUCUGAUAGUGUGAUAAAGUGUAUUUUCAUUGAACUAGGCCGAUAUUGUCGCGGUGACUUGAUCAGUCAUGUGUGUAGGAAACAUAUAAUAUUCAAACAAUAAAAUUUUCUCAUUUGUUCUUUUGUUGUAAUCAUAUUCAACCACAAAUAAUUCGAAAUGACAUUCACUAGCUCUAAAAUAUUCGCUUCAGUUUAUUCGAUAAAUUUAAAGAUAAGUAAAACAAGAGAAAAAAUAUCACUCAGAAUAUGUAGACUAUCACGAUGCAUCAUUAUUGGUUAGAAGAAAGAUGCAUCUUCAAUGAGAAAAGUGUCUCAACCUGUUGCUCUAGACUCCUUUUGCUGGCUUGGGAAGCAUGCAUCUGUACAUAUGUGAUACAAAUGUUUGGGAAUCCGCAAAGGUACAAAGUGAGCCUUCAACGACUCGAAAACAGACAUGCAACUGCAGGAUGUCUUCUUGCGCUAUUGUUUAGUGUACCCCUCCUGGCUCGUGCCCAUAGCAUGCUCAUCAUAGGACCAUUAGUGAUGGCUUACGUCACAGUAGCUGUGCCUCUAGCUGCCGGCUACUUCACCCUCGGUGAUCUUUUCUCGUCAAUUAAAAAACUUUUUUCGACUUUCAGAGCUGGAGGUUGGCUUCAAAUUCGACUAAUAAACUUAACUCUUCUCCUCCAGUGGCUGCAUAAUGUUUAUUUACAUCUUGAAAAUAUCCAUACCACUACAAAUCAGGUUUUCUUCAAUAUGCUUGUCGAGAAAGUGAUAUGUCCAGAUCAACGCUUCUCCUGUCUGUAUGUUCUGCUUUUCUACACAGUGCUAGCUUACUUACAUCAGUCUCUAAAGAAACGACAGUGGAGUCAAGUUCUGAAUGAAACGUCGACGACUGACUUCAUUCGGUUGACGACAGCGUUUGUGGUGGCCAGACUGGGAAAGGCCGUGGUCAUGGGACUUGUGUUACUAACGUUCUCAUUACAAUUCAACCAUCUUGAGCCACCCUUCCUCUAUGUACUCAUAACACUGCUGUAUUUCCUCUUGUCUCAAUAUCCAGGUACUCCUGGCGACGAAUCGAAAGCUGUGUUAUUUGUGCGACAAUUCGAAGUACAUGAACUGGAGGGUUUAGAAGAGUGGUACAUACCUCUCUCAUCAAGGCUCAUUUGUGUGAUUACGUCUCUACUUUUCAUACCGCUGGGUGUAAUAAGUAACAGUCAUUGGAUACUUGCCACAGUAGUAAGCUACACUAACGUGUUGAUACCGUGGAUGAGACUAGUGGAAGAGUGCUGGCGACCCCUGAGCGUGCACCGUCUUAGUCCGUCCGUCUAUCCGGUCGCAACGGUGUCGGAUCUGAACCGGAUCGGAGAGCAAGUGUGCGCCAUCUGCCUUGACGGCAUGCGUCCGUUGUCGUCACGUGUCACGCCCUGCAAUCACGUGUUUCACGCGCACUGCCUUAGGAAGUGCAUCAAACAGUUCAGACAUUGUCCUCUCUGCAAACAUGUUUUGUGAAUAAAAAUAAUUCCACGUGUAA